This is a messenger RNA of Suillus subaureus, 1953 nucleotides long. RefSeq names its product peptidase M24, structural domain-containing protein. Lineage: Eukaryota; Fungi; Basidiomycota; Agaricomycetes; Boletales; Suillaceae. The transcript is spliced from 23 exons. Bases 1 to 1953 code for a protein of 650 amino acids. The record is from RefSeq and is a predicted model, not a curated record. Gene Ontology annotation, molecular function: metalloaminopeptidase activity.
AUGUGGUCUCAAUGUAGUUUCGGGGCCUUGCGUGCACACAGGCAUCGAUUUCUCCUGACCCCUGCAUUUGCUCAGACUAUCCGAUUCUCCUCUGGUAUAACAACGACCAUGGGCGCAAUUGGGACUCGCACUGUCGACACUACCGAGCGGCUAGCAAAGCUACGAGAGCUAUUGAAGAAACCAGAGAACAACGUCAAGGUUUUCGUUGUUCCCAGCGAGGACCAGCAUUUCAGCGAGUAUCCUGCACACUCGGAUGAGCGUAGAGCAUUCAUUUCAGGUUUCAAUGGUUCAGCUGGGUGCGCUAUCAUCACCCUCAGGGAUGCUUUCCUCUUCACAGAUGGGAGAUACUUCUUGCAAGCUUCCCAGCAACUUGACAGCAAUUGGAAGCUUAUGAAACAGGGUUUGCCAGAGGAAGACGUGCCCACAUGGCAGGAAUUUCUCUCCAAACACCUCGAGCAAGGGACCCGAAUUGGCAUCGAUCCUACGCUUAUUUCAGCUGUAGUGGAUGCUGAAAGUCUUAAGAAAUCUCUUGAACCUAGGGGGUCUGAGCUUGUAUCUCUCCAGAAAAACCCUGUCGACAUUGUCUGGGGCAAGGACCGACCCCCGUGUCCUCACAACAGCGUUUUCCCUUUGGACGUCAAAUACGCUGGAGAGACAUUUCAAGACAAACUCCAGCGUUUACGGGAAGAGAUGACGAAGAAAAAAGCUGUUGCCUCCGUCGUUACGCUUCUUGACGAAGUCGCGUGGCUUUUCAACCUCCGUGGCACAGAUAUUGACUUCAACCCUGUCUUCUUCGCGUAUGCUGUUGUGACUCCAACAAAGGCAAUACUUUUUAUGAACGACGCUCAGGUCCAGCACAGUAUCAAGACGUUCCUGGGCUCUGAUGUUGAGAUCCGACCAUAUGAGUCUUUCAUCCCUUCUUUGAGGCAGCUCGCUGCGACCCUUGGAGCUAAUAAAGACAAACCUAUGCUACUGGGUGAUAAAACUAGUCUAGCUGUCGUUGAAGCAAUCGGACAAGAGAAUGCCGUUCUUAUCCCGUCACCAGUGGCUGCUAUGAAGGCAAUAAAGAAUGAGACGGAGAUCGAGGGCUUCCGCAAAUGUCAUAUCCGCGAUGGCGCUGCCCUAACCCGUUACUUUGCCUGGUUGGAGGAACAACUUAACGGAGGUGCUGAGCUGAACGAAAGUCAGGCUGCGGCUAAGCUCGAAGAAUUUAGAUCUGAGCUGGACUUGUUCCGUGGACUGUCGUUCACAACAAUCUCAUCUACUGGACCUAAUGCUGCCGUGAUACAUUACUCACCGGACCCGGAUGACUGCGCGGUCAUCAAAAAGGAUCAGAUAUAUUUAUGUGAUUCUGGAGGACAAUACCUUGAUGGAACGACUGAUGUGACCCGGACGUUGCAUUUUGGCACCCCUACCGAUGAGGAGAAACGAGCCUUCACGCGUGUUUUGCAAGGCCAUAUUUCAAUCGACACUGCCAUUUUCCCAACUGGCACGUCAGGUGCUGACUCGUUUGCAAGACGAGCUCUAUGGCAAGAGGGAUGGGAUUACAGACAUGGGACUGGCCAUGGCGUUGGUCACUUCCUGAAUGUUCAUGAAGGCCCGCAUGGCAUCGGCACCCGCAUAGCGUACAACAGCACCUCUUUGAAAGCGGGCAUGACUGUUUCGAAUGAACCGGGCUACUACGCCGACGGACGCUACGGGAUCCGCACUGAAAGCGUUGUUAUAGUUCGGGAGGCUGAGACACCAAAUAACUUUGGGAAUGGGUACCUUUGUUUUGAACAUGUAACAAUGUGUCCUAUCCAAACGAAGCUGAUCGAUUUCUCGGUUCUGACCGCGCAGGAAAAGGAGUGGCUCAACUCUUAUCAUGCGGAGACGCUGGAGAAGGUAGGCCCUUUGCUCCGUAACGACCUGCGCGCUCUUCAGUGGCUAGAAAGAGAGUGCUCUCCUGUGUAG